GCCAUGCAUACCGGUCGAGUAACCGAAGAUGAAACCACCCAUGGAGACACAGAGACCGAGGAUGAACGAGCGCCAGGUGAGAUACUUGACGGGAGUGUCAUCGAUGAUGCCGUGGUCCUUCUCCGCGUAGGAGUCGGAGCGAGCAGGAGUGGAAGCCUCGGAGUGCUCAGUCGAAGGCUUGAAGCGAGACAUAAUGUUGUGGACACCCAUGUUGUCGGUGGGUUCACAGACACAAAGGUAGUUUGAAUGGAAACCCUCUUGACAGUUGUGGAUAAGUGUGAAAGGGAAGUGAGAAGCACACACAAACUGAUGGGUGAAGGGGAAGAUGUCAAGAGCAAGAAGCUGGGGGAAGUGGAGGAAUUAUAUACGGAGAGAUGGAGAAGAAGACCCGAACGGACUCGGCAAGGAUGACGGCGGCGUCAUCAACAAACGGACUGAAAAGGGCAAGGAAGGGAAAGGGAAAAGAAUUUUUGAACGCAGCACGCAGCACUCGAUCCGUCGGCAAUUCGCCUCCAUCCCAGGGAUUGGAGGAGACACCCCAUGGCCCAUUCUUGUCGGGGUAGGACCAUGGGCAUGGGCAAGGAAAAAACGGGGGCCCAGAUCUCAGCGUCUCAGUUUGGUAUUUUUUUGGGUUGUUUUUUUAUUGCCGCGUGAAUUUUGGACUCGGGAUUUACCCCGAAAACAGAGCCGGGACGAACGAGGGUGGGAGAAUUCGGAACAUUGCAAAGCUAGGGGGGAGUGGAGGGAGAGAGAUUCCGGGCUCAUCAUUGGGGCACAAUGGGUAGAGUGGAGAGUCCGGGUCUGGAGACUGGAGACUGGAGAGGGCAAAGCCGACAGAAAGCGGCACUAACCCGGAGAAACGUGCCUGACUAAAGGCUGAAGACGGCGGAGUCGAGGAGGGAGGAAUUUGGGGGGAGAAAGUGG
Aspergillus uvarum CBS 121591 is the source of this 924-nucleotide messenger RNA. RefSeq lists its product as uncharacterized. Lineage: Eukaryota; Fungi; Ascomycota; Eurotiomycetes; Eurotiales; Aspergillaceae. The coding region runs from base 326 to 850 and encodes 174 amino acids. The transcript has a single exon. The record is from RefSeq and is a predicted model, not a curated record.